Messenger RNA from Podarcis muralis (Common wall lizard), 1782 nucleotides. Lineage: Eukaryota; Metazoa; Chordata; Lepidosauria; Squamata; Lacertidae. The record is from RefSeq and is a predicted model, not a curated record.
UUCUCUUUCCUCCAUCGCCCCUCCUUCAACCAGGUAAGCCCACCGGCUGGCCCCCCAAUGCUAGCGGAGGUUAUUCUGCUUGACGAAGCUGCAGGUGGCUGCUCUUCCUCCUGUGACCCGCUUGAAGAAGACCUGGCAGAUGAAGGGUUGUUUUAUGCUGUGACUCCCUUGCCAUGGUGCCCCCACCUUGACUCGGUGCUCCCUGUGCCUUCCCUUGGCUUGAAUGUGCUGGAGCCCUGUGCAGAAUGUGGCAGCGUGGCAGAGAAUUGGGUCUGUCUGAUUUGUUACAAGGUUUGCUGUGGCCGCUACAUUAAGCAACAUAUGGUAGCUCACAACUCAGAGUCUGGGCAUCCGCUGGUUCUUAGCUUUGCGGACCUCUCUGUCUGGUGCUACGGAUGCCAAGCCUAUGUCCACCACCCGAUUCUCUUUGAAGCCAAGAGCCAGGCUCACCGGCUAAAGUUUGGCAUGGACAUGGCAGUACCUUCCUAAAGCAACUCCCUUUGUAAGGAGCAGCUAAUACAGAAUGCAGCACAAUCUACCAUCGUUUGACCUCACUGAAUUGAACCUGAUGCUUCAAGGGCUCUUGAUGUGCCAAAUAGUAGUCAGCAAUCAUCAAUGCAAUACCAGCAGCAGCCACAAAUCAAACACCAGCAACCUCAUUGCUUCCACAAGGACAAAGAAUGUUCCUUUCUGGUGUAUUCCACGAUUGCGUCCAUUUCAAAUCAACCUUGGGGAUUACUUCACUUCCGGGCAGAGGUGACUUGCUUUCCCUGUUGCUGAAGAAGCGCAUGUUUUUCUUGGGAAGGUGGGGGCAGGCAUUUAUCUCUGCUCACAUUUCCGGAGUCUGAUUGCACAACACACCCAUUCCAUCCUGUCUCAAAUUGCCACAUAUUUUUUCCAAAUCACCCUCUCUCCUCCAUACUAAAGUUGCUAGGUUGGAGGGAAACCAUGCUGAACUGAGAAAGGAGGGAUGAUAAUAAUGAUGAUAAUUUAUUAUUUAUAUCCUGCCCAUCUGGCUAGGUUUCCUCAGCCACUCUAGAGAGAUGUAUUCCUCUUAUCUCCUCUCCCCUUUGCCCGCCCCCAUUAAUCAAGAACGUUUCUGUAACUAGUUGAGACAAAAGCAUGUUUUGGGCAAGCGGAAUCCUGUGGCUAGAAGAGGUUCAUCUCCAGAAGGCUUGAAAUAUAAACGGCUGGAGGUCCAAGUUCAUCUAAACUGAGUGACAUCCUGCAAUUAUAUACAGAUAUAUAUUUGAUGGGAGUCUUUGGUUUGCUUGUUCCAAGGUUCUACAGUAUUUGGUGCUGCAUGUAGCAGAGAACAUGCAAGAUGCUUGAGAGGAUGGCCUAAGGGGUCUUUCUCUCUAGAUUAUAGAGACAGGAGCAUGGGAUCUGAAAGGCUCUCGUCUGAUGCCGUGAAGGCUAUCUUAUCAUUCUUCUAAGGCCAGAUUCUCACAUUCUUCCCAUUCCUGCCCCAUCACUGUAUGUGGACUCAAAAUUGUGUGUGUGUGUGUGUGUGUGUUGCAUCUCAUCUGUGAAGGUGGGUGUGAAAUGGGGCCAUUUAAAACUCUGCUUUCAGCAUGCCAGAGCUACAUUAUUCGCACACUGUUUCCUGCAGUGUUUGGGCAUCCUGCAGUUCUGCUGCAAAAGGAGAAUGUGAGAAUUGGGUUACUGUGUUUGUGGGAAAUGUUUGCUGAGCGAUCGUCUUAAGCAAGGAGCAUGGCCAGUCCUUCCAAAGGGCAACCGAGAGCUGUACCCUGGGCAAUGAGCGGCAGGGGUGGGCAAAUG